AUGACAGAUGUUCAAUCUUUGAUUUUGGAUAUUGGAUCGGGAUCGAUAAAGGCUGGAUUACAUUUUCAUGAUGAACCUUCAUUAAUUAUUUCAUCAAUGAUUGGAAGAGUGAAAUAUAAACCUGUCAUGAUGACAAAUGUCAAAUUGGGAUAUGUUGGAAAUGAAGCAAUGAGGAGGAGAGGGAUAUUGGAUAUUUCGUAUCCGAUCAGGAGAGGAAUUGUUCAAGAUUGGGAUGAUUUGGAAUUAUUAUUUCAAUAUAUAUUCGAAAGUGAAUUAAAGGUGGAUCCACACGAGUUUUCACUUUUUCUUUCUGAUUCUCUUCUCAAUCCAGAUUCUAACCGAGAGAAAAUGGUAGAAUUACUAUUCGAAACCUUUGGCAUUCCAGGGCUUUAUUUCGAAUAUCAACCCUUGCUAUCUCUAUAUUCGUCUGGAAGAACUUGCGGAGCUGUUUUACAUUCCGGAGAGGGACUUUCUCAAAUAGUUUCAAUUUCUAAUGGAUAUGUUCUUCCCCAAACUAUUCGUCGACUAAAUUUGGGAGGUUUUGAUCUGACGGAAUAUUCAAGAAAAUUACUAAAUACGAAAGGUCAUUGUUUCAAAAUGAAAGCAGAUUUUGAAAUUGUGAGAGAAUUGAAAGAGAAAUGUGCAAGAAUUUCACUUUCUAACGAUGAUUUGCAGCAUAUAGAUUCAUCUGAAUUAUUUUACGAAUUACCUGAUGGAAAUCGAAUAGAAAUUGGAAACGAAAGAUUUGAAAUAGGAGAAGCCUUAUUCAAUCCACAAUGCCUAGGAAUAGAUUCCAUUGGAAUUGACCAAUUACUAAUUGACUCAAUACAGAAAUGUGAAAUUGACACUCAAAGAGACAUGUUUGGAAACAUUAUUCUUGAUGGAGGGAAUUCACGAAUUCCAAACUAUUCCACUCGAAUAGUGAAUCAAGUUGAGAAGAGUGCCUCACCAUCAAUGAAAGUAAGGCAUGUCAACAUGUCAAAUGAAUACUCUGAAUGGAUUGGAGCUGCCUUCAUGAUUCUCCAUUCUCAAAUGAAUUACAUGUGGUAUUGCAGAGAACAUUAUGAUGAAUUUGGAACAAAUUUUAUUCAUAAACAUGGAGAAACAUUUUAA
Molecule: messenger RNA, 1113 nt
Organism: Naegleria gruberi
Lineage: Eukaryota; Heterolobosea; Eutetramitea; Acrasida; Naegleriidae
Exons: 1
Coding region: 1-1113 (370 amino acids)
Source: RefSeq, a predicted model, not a curated record